Molecule: messenger RNA, 1434 nt
Organism: Helianthus annuus (common sunflower)
Lineage: Eukaryota; Viridiplantae; Streptophyta; Magnoliopsida; Asterales; Asteraceae
Product: S-type anion channel SLAH1-like
Exons: 1
Coding region: 35-1234 (399 amino acids)
Biological process (GO): transmembrane transport; intracellular monoatomic ion homeostasis
Cellular component (GO): membrane
Molecular function (GO): voltage-gated monoatomic anion channel activity
Source: RefSeq, a predicted model, not a curated record
GGCAAACUUGCAUACCAUCCAUCACCUAGUAACAAUGUGUAGAACACACACACAAACCACCUUCUCCAUUUCCACCACCACCACAAUACACCAAAAAUCAACACAACAAAACCCACCCGCGCCGCCGCAGGUGGAGUUAACGGUCGAUUUAACAACCUUCCCUAACGCUGUCGCGCCCCAUGAUGGCAUUUUCGUAAUAACAAAAUCCAGGAUACUUCCAGUCAUUUCACGGUUCCAUGCAGGCUACUUUCGCAUAAGUCUUUCCCUUUGUUGGCAAACCCUACUUUGGAAAACCCUUGUGGAACCGCCGGAAAACGCCCACGCUUACCGGAGAAUGCUAGGAUUUAUCCCCUACGCCGCAUUCGUCCUCAUGUGGUCGUUAUCUUUAUUCAUUCUCGUAUCACUUUCCAUCUUAUACAUUUUAAGAUGCACCUUAUUAUCCAACAAAGUUAAAGACGAAUACCUAAAUCAUAUUAGCGUUAAUUACCUUUUUGCCCCUUGGAUCUCAUGGCUUCUUUUACUCCGAUCAUCGCCAUUGUUCGCUCCAACGACAGUUUAUUAUAACAUUCUUUUUUGGGUAUUUGUUUUUCCAAUAUUUAUUCUUGACGUAAAAAUAUACGGGCAGUGGUUCACAAAAGGAAAAAGGUUUCUAUCAACAGUUGCAAAUCCAGCAAGUCAACUUACUGUGAUCGGAAACUUUGUGGGAGCACGGGCAGCUGCCCAGAUGGGAUGGAGAGAGUGUGCCAUAAUUAUGUUUUCAUUAGGACUUAUACAUUAUCUUGUGCUAUUUGUGACGCUUUAUCAGAGACUGUCGGGAAACAGCUGCAUGCCGGCAAUGCUCCGGCCGGUUAUGUUCUUGUUCAUCGCUGCUCCGAGCAUGGCCGGCUUGGCUUGGGGUUCGGUUUCGGGCACGUUUGAUUGUUCAUCAAAGAUGCUUUUCUAUCUUUCUUUGUUUCUGUUCUUGUCUCUGGUUUCAAGGCCCAAUUUGUUCAAAAAAUCAAUGAAGAAGUUUAGUGUGGUAUGGUGGGCAUACUCAUAUCCGUUAACAAUAUUGGCAUUGGGUUCGAUAGAUUAUGCACAGGGAAUGAAGACUGAUGUUGCUCAUUUGCUUAUGCUUGUUCUUACGGGACUUUCGGUAUUGGUUUCGUUUGUUUUAAUGGUGUAUACAGCUCUCAACACGAAUAUCUUGUUGCCUAGAGACGGUGACGAUGACCAUCUUGGCCAUGUUUGGUGACUAGUUAUUUGGGAGUUCUACAAACCUUCAAAGAAAAAGCUAGUAAUCUAUGCGUUUAAAAAAUUCACUUUAACUAUUGUUGUAUUUACUGUUGACAUAUAUUACUAUUCCUUUUUUAACCGGAGAACAUGCUAUAGAAAAACUCAUUAAAUUUGUUAACCAAUGGGAAUAGCUAAUUGACACUAUUAAUACGAUGAUUU